AUCAAAAGGGGGUGGGCGGGAAGAGAGAGAGAGAGAGAGAUAGAGAAGUAAAGAAACCGAGUACGCGAGAAGCUGCAUCCCGGCGGUCAGAGGAAGUUAUCACAGAGAGCUAAAGGGAGCUUCGUAUCUUCCCUUUUGUUUUUUCUGUCAAUCUUAUCACGUAAAGAAGGACGGAGGAACCGACGGUCACGAGUGAGUUGGCGAGGAGGAAGCGGGACAUGCUGGAACCACGCUGGAGACCCGUCCAGGGACACAUUGGUGAAAAUCCGUUUGACAACGGUUCGUGGGGAAAGGAGCAUUUUCAGCCAUCGACAGUUCCCUGGCAGCUGAAUCCACGCGGCCACGGUCGUCCUAGUGACGAUGGCAUAAUGGAUCAUGACACAGACGGAGACGGCGCGAUCAACUUGUCAACGUCACAGCGACCCUCCGCCGCCACUACCCCUAAUGGUGAUACUCCCACUUACGGCCAAGAUCAACAAGACAACGAUCAGGCUACUUCGCUGUUUGCAGCCCUGAAACAGCAGCAACAACAAUCGCGCGACAGCGUCUUCUCGUCGCGGGAUCGCGAUUGUCGCGAUAGGGAUCGCCUGUCUACGACACGCAAUCGUGACUCCGGCAGGAGUAACAUUGCGGAGACCGGCGGCGGCAACGGGGCUGCUGAUCAACAGCAGCAGCAGGAUCUUAGCAUCGAGUACCAAAGCAAUGGGAAGCUCAGUCCCGCCGGACACGUAGUGACAGCAGCACCCAUGACCCAGCAAAAGCAGCCAAUUAUCACGCAGCAGUCGCAACAGCCCAGCUCGGGGGCGCCAGGGCCCCAACCUAGUCCGCAUCAGAGCCCGCAAGCCCCGCAGAGGAGUUCACCGCCAAAUCCUUCCCAGGGUCCGCCACCCGGUGGCCCGCCAGGGGCACCGCCGUCGCAGACUCCCUCACAGAUGAUGCUCAGCUCGGCGAGCGGCCUCCAUCAAAUGCAACAGCUGCUGCAACAACACAUACUCAGCCCUACGCAGUUGCAAUCCUUUAUGCAGCAGCACACGUUGUACAUGCAACAACAACAACAACAGCAUCAUCAGGUCAGCAUCUCUUAUCAUGCAUCUAAUCAGGAACGUUUCGGCUACUUCUCUUCUUUAAAAAACCAUCAGCAUCAACUUGCGGAACUCAAUAAAAAACAAUUGGAGCAAGCGAUGCAGCAACUGCAAGAACAGUUGCAGCUGAAUUUAUUUCAACAGACGCAUUUAUUGCAAACGGCAGACAAGAAGAAGGCAUCGGCGCCUCUCCAACAACUAGCGAUUCAGCAGCAGCAGUUGAUACAACAAUUGCAAAUAACACAGAGGCAAUAUCUAUUGCAACAAGGGCUGAGCCUUCAAGGCCACAAUCCUUCUUCAGGUUUGCCACCAAAUGAUAAUCUAUCGUCAUGGAAAUCAGAGCCGUCGGAUACCCCGGAAUCCCACCAAAAUUCCAAUGUGCCGAAAUCCAACUCCGGAUUGAAUGGCAUUCUGAAUUCGAUAGCUUCGAGCCGGCGAUCCGAGGUGAAUGGCACAACGCCAAUGGAUGAAAAACCGCUGGACGCCUCCUGCAACGAUAAAGUUCACCCCCUCUAUGGCCAUGGGGUUUGCAAGUGGCCAGGCUGUGAAGUAAUUUGUGAAGACUAUCAAGCAUUCCUUAAACACUUAAAUACAGAACACACGUUGGACGACCGAUCGACAGCGCAAGCCAGGGUUCAGAUGCAAGUAGUAUCACAGCUAGAAAUUCAAUUGCAAAAAGAACGAGAUCGAUUAGGCGCUAUGAUGCAUCACCUGCAUAUGGCGAAACAGAUGGCUUCUCCGGAACCACCAAAAUCAUCUGAAUCAUCGACGGGCUCGAAUUUACCAAAGCUGAAUUUUUCCACUGCGCUGAUGAGUCAGCCGCCACCUAACUUCGGGGUCUCUCAGGUAUCACCGGUGUCCAUGUCCGCUCUGGUGUCCGCCGUGAGGUCACCUGGCGGUGGUCAACUACCCCCAUCGGCUGGUGGUGCUCCGAUACCGCCACUUCCGACCAUACCUAACAUGUCCGGUUUACCGCCGAUGCCUAAUAUGCCCGGCAGCAUGCCAAGCAUGGCUGGUCCUAUUAGACGGCGCAUCAGCGACAAAUCAGCUCUUUCUUUGGCAGGAGGACUGUAUGACGAGGGCAUUGUAAGGCGCAGAGUAUCCGUCGAUAGAUCUGGAUUAGAUAUUAACGAAGAAAUUCAACGAAAUAGGGAAUUCUACAAGAAUGCAGAUGUCAGACCACCAUUCACGUAUGCAUCCUUAAUUCGGCAGUCCAUCAUUGAAUCUCCCGAGAAGCAGCUGACGCUCAAUGAAAUUUACAACUGGUUCCAAAAUACAUUCUGCUACUUCCGGCGCAACGCAGCAACGUGGAAGAACGCAGUGCGACACAACCUGUCUCUCCACAAAUGUUUCAUGCGAGUCGAAAACGUGAAAGGGGCCGUAUGGACGGUGGACGAAGUGGAGUUUUACAAGAGACGGCCACAGCGCGCUUGCAGCACGACCGGGGGUGUCCCGUCGAAGAGUCCAACUCUAACACAUAGUCCUACCAUGUACGGUGAUGCGCUUAAUGCCAAUCUGCAGGCGCUCGGGGAGUCUAAUAUGGGAUUUUUGAACAAUCCAAUGUGCACGUCGACAGCGACAAGUCCCGAUAAGGAACAUGUGUUACCUCAUAAUGAUUUAAUGUCGCCGCUGGAUGAACCGGCCAUGCACAUAAAACAGGAGAGCCAGAGCCCGGAAGGAGGAAAGCACACGAGAUUAAUAAAGCGCGAGCUACCAGACGGUCCCAUGGAGCAUGAGACGGAGGAGGAUCAGACGGACGAUAGAGAAUACUCGGAGAGUCACGGCCACGAUUCCGGCCAGGACGAGGACAUUGCGGAGGACCUAUCGAUGGCGCCCGACAUAAUGAUCCCGGAGGAUCAGGUCGAGGCGUAGUAUCAUUUUGCCGCGACAACAAACCAGUAGACACGAGAUGUAUACAAGAUGUCCCGUUUAUUCGGUCAUGAGAGGAGCACUCUACCCUCUUUGGCCAGAGUAGAGUAAAGACGGUAGACAGAGGGAAAAUGAAUGAGGGAAAGGAUGGGAAGCGGAAAAUAACGGAAGCAAAGGGUCGAAGAGGAUGAUGAAGGCCCCCCAGGACCACCCACUCCCUCCACACUUCUCCUUCGUACGAAUCCCCCUCAACGUAUCAUAUCUGUACCGCGACGCCCCAAUCGCGGCUUUAAGGUAACGAGAAGGAGCCAAGCGCGAAUGUAUCGAGAAAAGACACUGAACGAUGAUGAAGGUGACGAGCGUAUUACCGGAUGAUGUAAGCGCGAAAAUCUCGGCGAUAUUCGGGGAGCGAUCCUUCGAUCCAUAUCUUUACUCAAGCAAUUGCGAACAACGAUGUAUUUUAUUUUCCUCUCGACCUUUUCCGUUCCGGAGCUGCGGUUAUAUCUCCAAUAGACAUAUACAUAAAUAUAUACAUAUACAUAU
Molecule: messenger RNA, 3494 nt
Organism: Formica exsecta
Lineage: Eukaryota; Metazoa; Arthropoda; Insecta; Hymenoptera; Formicidae
Gene: FoxP
Product: forkhead box protein P1-like
Exons: 17
Coding region: 219-2954 (911 amino acids)
Biological process (GO): regulation of transcription by RNA polymerase II
Cellular component (GO): nucleus
Molecular function (GO): RNA polymerase II cis-regulatory region sequence-specific DNA binding; DNA-binding transcription factor activity, RNA polymerase II-specific
Source: RefSeq, a predicted model, not a curated record